AUGGGCAAGAUGGGAAGUCCAGAUCAAACUCCUGGAAGCUCUGGAACAAAAAAAACUGUCAGGUCCAAACCCGAGCCUAUCACCAUCAUCGGCACUGCCCGCCGCUUUGCCGGCCCGGCCACGUCGCCGUCUAAGCUCUGGGACCUACUUGCGUCGCCCCAGAAAAAUGCCUUGCGGCGCCCUAUCGGCGACCGCUUCAGCGCCCAAGGCUUCUUCCAUCACCCCGAUGGCACUUAUCAUGGACACACCAACGCGGCGCACGCGUACCUUUUCGAGUCGGAUCCGGCCUAG
Penicillium hordei is the source of this 291-nucleotide messenger RNA. RefSeq lists its product as uncharacterized. The record is from RefSeq and is a predicted model, not a curated record. The transcript has a single exon. Lineage: Eukaryota; Fungi; Ascomycota; Eurotiomycetes; Eurotiales; Aspergillaceae. Gene Ontology annotation, molecular function: acyltransferase activity. The coding region runs from base 1 to 291 and encodes 96 amino acids.